AUGCAUGUGAUGGAAUGUCUAAGUUUGCCGAUCUAUGAGCACGUAACUAAAAAGUAUGUUCUCUCGACUUUCGCAGGGUGUCACUGUCUGCGCCUGGUGGAUCUCCACGUGCCCGGAGCUGUGCGCAGCGGCGAGCCCGUCCAGCUGCGCUGCGAGUACGACCUGGAGAGCGCCGAGCUCUACUCCGUCAAGUGGUACAAGAACAACGUCGAGUUCUACCGGUACCUCCCCAGCGACGUCCCGCCGGGGCAGUCCUACGAGCUCCUCGGGACCUUCGUCGACCACUCGAGGUCGGACAAGAACAACGUCUUCCUCGAGAAGACCGAUCUGAACACGGAAGGCAUGUACGGCUGCGAGGUGUCCACCGAGGGUCCGGGCUUCAAGACCGUCAAAGGGGAGAGGGAACUGCGUAUCUACGUGCUGCCCGAGGAAGGUCCGGUCAUGGAAGGAUUUCAGCUGCGCUACCAAGUGGGCGACCCCGUCAACGUGACCUGUUACUCCAGGCCCUCAAAGCCCAUGGCCUCCCUCAAGUGGACUGUCAACAACAAGGAAGUUCCUCCAAAGUACGAAACACGGGCCGGCACCACCCGGCACGAGAACGGACUGCAGAGUACGUCGGUGACGCUGCACUUCGACGUGCGGCCCGACCACGUGGCCCGGGGCAGCAUACGCUUCAAGUGCACCUCGUCCGUGACCCAGGCCCAUUCGAGGAGCAGCGAGGAGCUCGUCAUCGGCGACAAAGGACCGCCCAGUGGAAGGGCCCUUCAAGAAUCCAACAGUCCAAGGAUACUGAGCGAGAAGUCCCGCUACGAGGUCGGUGACAACGUUGAUGUCAACUGCACUUCCGUUCUCUUAAAAGAAAAUCCCGUGGAACUUCGCUGGUUCGUCAAUGAUCACGAGGCGCAGAAAGCGGACGUGGUGCGGUUCUCCAACGUCGAGUACCCGGACGGCACCAAGGCCGUGGUGCUGGGGCUCCGGUUCCGGGUCGAGGCGCGCCACUUCAGCGACAGCGACGGCCUCCGGCUCAAGUGCACCGCCACGCAGACCCGGGUGGUGCAGCUCAGCUCCGAAGAGGUGGUGCAGGGCGCGCACCAGCGCUCUUCCGGCUUCCACGUCGCGGCUGACGACGCCAGCUCACCUCAGAAGGCUCCUUUGACCUCCACUUCUGAUCAUCAGUCUGACGCCGGAUCGCUGCGGGAUUCUUCGGACACGCUUCCGCUGAUGGACCACACUCCCGUCGACAUGGGCACGUACCUCGAAGCACAGUUCACGACUCAAAGUGCGCCUUUCGGGGAGCCUGUUGAUACGAACCCAGAAGACCGACUCACCAUACACCCGAAGCCAACAGGGCCUAUUAGAACAAAGUUCCUGCCUGCACCGGAAAUAACGGAUGAAGACCUGUCCCGGCACCUCGUCGAAGCCCUCGAUGAAACCGUGGCCUUCAAAGAGCUGGUUGAUGGGGAAAGUGAAGCGAAGGUAGACGAGGAAAAGCUGAGUCUCGAAAACCCACUUACCCUCCUGAUCCGUGAUUUGCAAAGCCGGGAUCACGACGUGGACACCGGGCCGACUGGAAUUCGCGAAGAACCGGAUCCCGAGCUGCUGGUCGUUGUGGGAGAUGGUGGGGCCCAAGAAGACAACCUGAGCCUCAAGACGUCGACCAAAGUCAACGCUGAAUUCACGACCACGACCGUGACUAGUCUUGUCGUGGACGUAGAGGACCUCAGCCUGGACUCGAAUGGGACCCGCGCUCCUUUUGUGAAGAGCUCUCUUGUUACUGUCGACGACGAAACAACCCAAGUUCUCAGCAACACGAAAAUGAACGAGAAAAACAAAGCCAGCAAACACUAG
Messenger RNA from Ixodes scapularis (black-legged tick), 1848 nucleotides. RefSeq lists its product as uncharacterized. Lineage: Eukaryota; Metazoa; Arthropoda; Arachnida; Ixodida; Ixodidae. The transcript has 9 exons. Bases 1 to 1848 code for a protein of 615 amino acids. The record is from RefSeq and is a predicted model, not a curated record.